Messenger RNA from Strongyloides ratti, 1773 nucleotides. Its product is annotated as Serine/threonine-protein kinase polo. Gene Ontology annotation, cellular component: nucleus; centrosome; cytoplasm. Gene Ontology annotation, biological process: regulation of cytokinesis; mitotic cell cycle; protein phosphorylation. Lineage: Eukaryota; Metazoa; Nematoda; Chromadorea; Rhabditida; Strongyloididae. Gene Ontology annotation, molecular function: ATP binding; protein serine/threonine kinase activity; protein binding. The record is from RefSeq and is a predicted model, not a curated record. The transcript has 3 exons. Bases 1 to 1773 code for a protein of 590 amino acids.
AUGAAUGAAAGAAAUAAGACCUCUAUUCGUUUUAUGCCACCCGUUAUUAGAGAUUGUGUACAUAAUUGUGCUUAUGUUCGAGGUAAAUUUCUUGGAAGAGGUGGUUUUGCCAAUUGUUAUCAGGUUACCCAAAUUGGAACAGAUUAUAAAUAUGCUAUAAAGGUUGUAGAUAGAAAUCUUUUAAAAAAUAAAAAACAAAUGGAUAAGAUGAUUCAAGAAGUUGGCAUUCAUGGACAACUUAAUCAUAAAAAUAUUGUUCAAAUGUAUCAUAGUUUCAAAGAUUUAUCUAACUUUUAUCUAGUUCUUGAGUUAUGUAGAAAUAAUACAUUAUUAGAAUUACAAGAAAGAAGGAAAACUGUAACAAUACCUGAAGCAAAAUAUUUUUGUAAAAAUAUUGCUGAAGGAAUUGAUUAUCUCCAUGAUCGUCAUAUAAUUCAUAGAGAUUUAAAAUUAAACAAUAUAUUUUUAAAUAAAGAUAUGGAAGUUAAAAUUGGUGAUUUUGGAUUAACUGCAAGACUUAAUGAUCCCAGAGAAUUAAGAAUGUCUGUAUGUGGGACACCUAAUUAUAUAGCUCCUGAGAUAUUGAAUAGAAUAGGACAUUCUUUUGAGGUUGAUAUUUGGGCAUUUGGAUGUAUUCUAUAUGCAUUACUUGUUGGAAAACCACCUUUUGAAGCACAAACAAAAAAUGAUAUAUUUGAAAAGAUAAAUACUAACAGUUAUUUUUUUCCUGAAGAGUUUAACAUUCAAGCAAGAAAAUUGAUCAAAGAGAUGUUGUCACAUAAUCCCUUAAAAAGACCAAAAAUUAAAGAAAUUUUAAAUUGUAGUUUUCUAACGGAGGGGUACAUUCCUGAAUAUUUACCCUUAUCAUGUUUGGUUAUGCGACCAAGAUUUCCAAAAGAAGUAAUUGAUAAAAAUUGUAAUAAAAAUAAUUAUGAAAGGCAUCAUAUUGUACAACCAAUUGAAAAGGAGAAUAUUGAUCAAAGACGAAGAAUAACAAAAUACUUGGAUGAGGCUAGUUUUCUUCUUAACCAACUUCGUAGAUUAUAUUCAACUAAACAUAAACUUAUAUCAUCAUUCUAUAUGGAUGAAGCAUUACAUCCACGAAGUUCACCAGUAUAUUAUUGUACCAAAUGGAUGGACUUAUCAUACAAGUAUGGAUUUGGUUAUGAAUUAUGUGACGGAAGUAUCGGAAUACUGUUUAAUGAUAAGACACAUCUUGUUAGUGAUGGUGAUAUGAAGAAACUUCAAUACAUAGAUAUUUAUGAUAAUGAAGAACAUUAUAUGAUAUCUGAUUGUCCUGAAAGAUUAGCAAAGAAAAUGAAGAUACUUAAAAUUUACAAAACUUAUAUGGAAAAUAAAUUAAGUAAAACAAUAAUUGAUACUUAUAGAGAUGAUAACGGUAUAUCUAGAUUACCUAUUAUUAUAAAAUGGGAAAAGAAUGAUACAGCUAUAGCUAUGUUUUUUUCUAAUGGAACUUUACAAGUUAACUUUUUGAAGGAUCAUUUCAAAGUUAUAGUUUGUCCACAUAUGAAAGCAAUUUCAUUAAUUGAUGGAACACAAGAAUUAAAAACAUAUAAAUUAAAAAUACUAGAAUCAUGCGGAUGGGAUGAAGUUGUGGAUGAAAAAUUAAAGUAUCUUAUAAAAAUUCUCGAGAAAUGGACAGCAUUCAAAAGAAAACGUAAAAGCAAUGAUGAUAACGAUUUAAUAUUAGGAGUUGAUGAUUCAUACUGUGUUUCUACAACAAAGAAAAAGAAAAUUUUUGAGUAUCCAUAG